AUGGCGUCCUCAAGCAGCGGCCCGUCGAGCGGGCCGAACCCGAAGAAGACCACACUGAAGCAAAACAUGAAUCCGAAGGAGAUCAUCAUCACCACUAAACUCGCCAAAUCCGCACGAAACGCCAUGUCGAAAAAGGUGCUGCAGCUCGGGUACUGCUCCCUCGGCACCGAAACCAUGGGCGUGGUGGUCAAGCAUAUGCGCUUACACCAAGUGCAGGAGGUGGACCUGAGGUGUAACGCGAUAGGAGCAGAUGGUAGGGAAUAUUGUUGGGCGAGCUCUUUGUUUUGGACAAAGGACAAGCAGUACAAAUUCCCCUAUUGAUUGUAAAGAUAAUUGCACCCAGAUCUAUUACCGGUAAAGCGUUCACUAUUUCGUGGGUGCUGGAAAAAACAAGUAUUCGAAAAAUUGGAAUUGCUCAAGAUUAUUUAUUCCCAUCUCCACACAGCUCUCGUGAUUCUUGCGCACGCGCUGCACCACGAUCGGCUUGGGAUACGAAAGCUGGGAUUGAAACUGAAUCACGUCGGCCAGGACAAAAACUUGCGCGGAACGGAGGCAUUAGCGGACGCGUUGUCAGAGAACACAAAGCUGCAAUACCUGGACUUGAGGUGAUCAUAGUGAUUUUUUAGAUUUGAGUUGUUUCCUCGUUGCAGAGUUUUCCCGCAUAAAAAACGCUUCAUCAAACAUAAAGCGUUCCUAGGUUGUACGGCGGGUACUAACUACUGCAGGUAUAACCGCCUCGCAGACGAGCACAUGGGGAGCGUGAAGCGAAUUUUGAGCACGAAUCGGCACUUGCUCACCCUUUUGAUCUCGUUCAACAACGAGAUCACCGACAAGGGCGCGCGGAUGAUCCUCGACGCGCUGAAGAACAACUUUACGGUCCAGCACGUGGAGAUGGCCUACUGCAAGUUGUCCGACCCGAUGCUGGAAAAGGUGGACGGUCGAGUGCAGAAAAACCGUGACUCGGUCGUGACCGUCGAUCCCCACACGGGAGAGAUGAUCGUGAAAGCCAAAGACGUCUCCUCCGCCGCGGAACGGGCGAAAAUCGUGGAGGACCCGUGCGUGAAGAAGGUCCGCAUGCUCGGGUUUCCCUUGCAGCACAUCUGCAUCUAUCUGGAGAUGCUGCAGCUGGGAACCAUGCAGGCGAAAAUGGCAAAGUUAGAAGGGGAAGACAAGGAAAAAGUCCUGAAUCACGCCGGCAUGGAGAGGGAAGCGGGGUAUAGAGAUGAAGAGGUCAUGUUGGGACAACGAGGACAAGGUGUUGCAUAUGGACAAAAUACAGGACGAAAUGAUAAUAGCAGUCUCAGUGAUCUACAUUUGAGUUUCCCUUCCGCUUUCCGCAUUUUGUUCGAAUAACCUGAAAAACUCCAAGGUUCCUGAAAGAGAUCCUGCAACUUGAGGAGCAACUCGUGCAAUUCACGGUCGACAAGGAGGACACGGGCGGCGAACUGCAGAAAUAUCUCGAGUCGACUAACGAACUGUCGGCGGAGAUUUCGGAACUCGAGCACAAGCGGAAUUUCGUGCAACGGAAGAUGACGGACAAGAUGAAGUCCAUGGACACGGUGAUCAGGUCCGCCCGCACCGCCUGCGCCGGGCUGCAAGAGCAAAACUACAUGUCCCAAGUGGAACUCGAAAACGAGAAGAAAGAGAACGCCAGGCUGCGGUUGUACUUGCAACGCUGCAAGAAGGACAUCGAAGACCAAUUCCCGGACGCCACGUGAGGGCGGGAGGGACUGGCCUUCUGGGUUCUUGCACAACUACUUCAAGCUCCACAUUGGUUAAUAUUUUGGUGUUGCUUUGUCAUUCGCAGCACAGAUCAUUUGAACACACAUGCUCAGCAGCAGCUUCUUUGUGGCUGGGAACAAACUGAACUGUCGAAACGACGGAAGCAACAUAGAAAAACCAAAGCAUUCCGCAAGAAUGUUGUUGGACCAAGUGAAGCCAUUUGGAACCACUAUGAAGUGGGU
Molecule: messenger RNA, 1964 nt
Organism: Amoebophrya sp. A120
Lineage: Eukaryota; Dinophyceae; Syndiniales; Amoebophryaceae
Source: the annotation of a GenBank genome assembly